Messenger RNA from Paramormyrops kingsleyae, 2970 nucleotides. Lineage: Eukaryota; Metazoa; Chordata; Actinopteri; Osteoglossiformes; Mormyridae. The record is from RefSeq and is a predicted model, not a curated record.
GCUUCUGACGCCUACCUCUGCACCCCCUGGCGUGCCUGUCCGCCCCCCGGUCCAUCGGGAUGAGAGGCCACGAGCCGAGCCCAAGCCCCCGGCCCGUCUGGCAGAUCGGCGGGUCGCGGAUCACCUUCUGCCAUGAGCAGGAUGAUGACUGGCGCAGGGGGGUCGCAGACCGGUCGCCCUCCCCCGUGGGCCGGACCACGCUCAUCCGCGCCCCUGUGGAGGGGGGCGACAGUGCUGAGGUCACCCGCACGAUUACGGUGGAGAGGAGCGCCGUGGGCAAGCUGGGCUUCAGCGUCCGUGGGGGGGCUGAGCACGGCCUGGGCGUCUUCGUCAGUAAGGUGGAGGGUGGCAGCUCUGCGGCCAGGGCGGGGCUCUGUGUGGGUGACCAGCUGGUGGAGGUGAACGCCGUCGGUCUGGAGGGCGUCACCAUGAGCAGUGCUGUCAAGGUCCUGACGGGCAACAGCCGACUGCGUAUGACUGUGCGCCGCGUGGGCAAGCUCCCCGGGCUCCGCUACACUCAGGAGAAGACCACCUGGGUGGACCUCACGCACCGGCGCAUGCUGGUGGAGGAGAGUGGCCGGACGCCCUCCCUGAGUGGGCCGGACGGGGCGCUGAGGAGGGUCGUGCACCUUUACACCUCCCCCAGGAACCAUUGCCUGGGCUUCAACAUCCGGGGGGGACGCGAGUUCGGCCUGGGCAUCUACAUCUCCAAUCUGGACCCGGGGGGGCUGGCGGAGCAGAGCGGCAUCAAGAUGGGAGACCAGAUUCUCGUGGCCAACGGGGUGAACUUCGAGGACAUCAGCCACGCCGACGCCGUGGACACCCUGCGGAGCAAUGCCCACGUUAUGCUGACCAUCAAGGAGGCCGGCAGAUACCCUGCUUAUAAGGAGGUCCUGGCCGAGUACAGCUGGCUUGAUAACCGGGGGUCUCCUUCCUACCGCGGUUCAGACUCCAGUUCCUCGGUGUCAUCGUUGUCCUCCAUGACCCCCUUCAGUUCCCUCGGUGACCCCCCCCAAGCCCGGUCACCCUCUCCCACCCCCACUCUAUGGAGUGCCCCCCCUGAGAAAACUGAGGCCUCGGUACAGACUGACCCCGCUGAGCUCCACGUGUCACCAAGGCUGGGCGUCCCCCUCCCUGGCGAGACCAGCAGGCGCCUGGGGGCCACAGUACUGCUGGGGGACACCGCCAUCCGGGCCGGGGGCCCUGGGGGCCUGAGUGCGGCUCUGUGCCGCUGCCGGACCUCCUCUGUGGGGCCCUCGGCAGGUGGGGCAGCCAGCUCCCCGAAAACCAACAUGCUCGUGGCCCUCAGUCGGCCCAGCAAACCCCUGCGUCGCUCCCAGAGCCACGUCACUGAAGCAGAGGACAGGCACAAGAGGAAGCAGGAGCAGCGGCCGAGCGGGCGGCUCCAGGGGGACGGAGAGGGGCUGCGACGCUCCAAGACCUUUAUGGGUCUCCUCUCAAAGGGCGUGCGCAAGAGGGAGGCCACCAGGGGGCGCUCCAGCUCUCCGUCCAGCUCAGAGGUGGAGCGGGAUAAGCAGCACAGACGCAGCCCGCUGCCCAGUGCAGACGUCCUGCAGAUGGUGCAGACCAUGGCCCAGAGGCUUCUGGGAGAGGACGAGGUGGCUGCAGUCAUGAGGCACUGCAGGCGGUUUGCAGCAGAGCGUGUGCUGGAGGACCUUGUACGCCCCCUGCUGGUGCUGCUGGACCGGCCAGAGAAGGUCCUCUUGCUGCGGGAGAUCAGAAUGCUCAUCCCCCCCACCGACCUGGAACGCUUCGACAGUGCAGUGGGGCCGGUCGAGGAGGAGGCCUACGGGCUGCUGAGGAGCCGCGCGGCUAGGUCCCCCGCCCUUCGAUCUCCAAGGACGGGACCAGCUCCGAGAAAGCAGCUCAUCACCCCUAUCCCAGACCACCGGGGUGGGUUCCGGCUCAAACUGGAGGAGGAUCUGGAGAAGGACCGGCGGCUGGCAGCGGAGAUGGAGACGCUGCGGCUGUCGGGUGCCCUCGUCCCGCUGCUUGACGUGCCAUUGGACGGCCACGAGGCCAGCUCACCCCAGCCACGCCCCCAUCGCUUACAGGGGGUGGAGCUACCGAGCCGAGAGAGCGGCACCUCCCUAUCUGCACGUGGGGAUGUGGAAUCCUCCUGGUCGGGACCCCUCAGCGGGGGCACCCUCCGUGAAAGGGGGAGGUCACCACUCCGGAACGGACACUCGAAAGUGAAGUGGGACAGAGGUCAUGGCAAUGGUGGGGGUACCAGCAACACCAUGUACAGCGUGGUGAGUGCCCCCCGGCGCGGGCGGCCCCCGCUCUCCCAGGUGUUCGGCUCUCAGGUGGAUGUGAGCUCCACAGUGCCCCCUGCAGACGGUGUGAACAAGGAGCAGGGCAAAACCCACAACAGCCGAAUCCAGGAGUUUGAGCUCACUCCUGUCAGCAUCUCCAAGACCAGACAGUCGCUGGGUGAGUACAGCGGUUUGGGUAGGACAGGCCAGACGCAGCCCGAUGCGGGAUGCUAGCAGGUUAGGUGAUCGCGGGACUGCUAGCUAUCCUUGGAAAACACGAGAACCUCAGUUUGUCUCUUUCCUCAGGGUUUAGCUCAUAAUUCCCACAAAUAAUUCCUUGGAGAAACAGCCCAGGUCACAAUUCCUGAUAAUCGAACAAGCAGGAACGCCAGCAUGAAGGUAAUAUUGGUCAAGUCUGAAUAAGGAGAUACAGCCUCAAGUGAUUCAUCCAGCCUUGAAUUGGCCAGUGAGUGGUUCUCUGGGCUAAGUCUCUGUGCCUGUGAUUGAAAGAUCACCGGUUUGAGAAACCCAACCUCGUCAACAACAGCCACAUGUCCAUGGGGCCCUGAGCAGGGCCCUUAAGCCCCAGUUCCAAGGGCCACAUUGGCUGACCCGGCUCUCCGACCUUGAAGAGCAUGGUGGGGUAGGCGAAGAGAAGAAUUCCAAUGCGCGAAUAAAGGAUUGUUUUUAUAAA